Molecule: messenger RNA, 573 nt
Organism: Parus major (Great Tit)
Lineage: Eukaryota; Metazoa; Chordata; Aves; Passeriformes; Paridae
Gene: CIMIP5
Product: chromosome 3 C2orf50 homolog
Source: RefSeq, a predicted model, not a curated record
AUGGUGAGUCUCAAAAUGGACAAGUUGGAAAGGGCUUCUGGAAUCAGGAGUAAUACCUUGUUUAGGUCUCAGCAAACAGCAACCACACCUCUGGGGCAACUGGCCCCAGCUCCUUCUGUGUCCUAGAGCACCCAACCGAGCAGAGCUGACAACCACUGCACAAAGGGCUACUUGGGCCUGGUAUACAUCAUCAGUAUUAGAAGAAUAUUCUUGGUAAAAGUAAAAUCAGGUCCAUUUCCAACUGCCCACUGCCCAAGCUACAGGAAAGGGAAGAAAAAGAGUAUCACUCUCAUGAUUUUUUUAAAUGGAAAACGAAAUCAUCUGAAACCUUCACCCCCUUCAGCCUUCCCAAGGACGUACCAGAACCUGAGUUUCCUUAAGGACCAUGACCAAAUGGGUAAGAGAAAGGAGCAGAAGCCACUGCCAAACUAUGUUCUAUUCUCAAGCAAAGUUCCCAAUUCAACCAACCAAACUACUGGCAGCCAAAUGAAGCUUGGCAUGGCUCUGGUAGAUAUUAUCUUCAGCAGUGGUACAGGAAAGAGGAAACUUGAGGGUGAGCUCCAGAUUUCUUAG